This is a messenger RNA of Sardina pilchardus (European sardine), 2807 nucleotides long. It is a transcript of the gene sh3bp1, whose product is annotated as SH3-domain binding protein 1. NCBI's taxonomy places the organism in Eukaryota, Metazoa, Chordata, Actinopteri, Clupeiformes, Clupeidae. The transcript has 19 exons. Gene Ontology annotation, molecular function: GTPase activator activity; protein binding. The record is from RefSeq and is a predicted model, not a curated record. Gene Ontology annotation, cellular component: cytoplasm; intracellular anatomical structure; cytosol. The coding region runs from base 339 to 2507 and encodes 722 amino acids. Gene Ontology annotation, biological process: regulation of Rac protein signal transduction; regulation of actin cytoskeleton organization; positive regulation of GTPase activity.
UGACCCCACACAUCGGACACAAGGCUUGAUAAUUUCACAGUGUGAUGCGAAACCUUCUUUCCCCUUGUGCAACUUCCUCUUUCAUCGAUGAGGUAUAUCUCACAGAGUCACAGAGUCUCAAACUGCUCGUUGAUAACGCCCCGAGUACAAGUGUAACAAGCUGCUGGGGGUGACUGCAGUCCGCUGCAUUUUGGAGGUGACCAUCACCAAGGGAGGAGAUAUCAAAUGAGAUCAUCUCUCCAUUGCAGCUGACCUGAGUAUACACAGGAUCUACAGGAGAGGGUUUUUCUCUACCGUCCGGCAACUCCCAACACAAGGGUGAACUCUCAGAGAGAGCAAUGUUGAAACAGUUCAAACUCUUACAACAGUUUGGAUCAGUAUCAAAGUCACAAGAUGCAACAGAUCUUCUGUCUGAGGAUCUGGUCUCGGUGGAGCAGCGGGUGGAGCCCACCAGGAAAGCUGCCCAGAUUGUCCACAAAAAACUCUUGGCCUGCCUGCAGAGCCAGCCGGGCUUGGAUGCUGAUAGACGCAUGAAAAAACUUUCUCUCAUGCAGUUGUACUUCAGUAUGGCAGAGUGUUUAAAAGACCUAGAUGCUGAGUCAUCUAUCAGGACAGUGCUGGAGAUGUGUUGCUCUGCGCAAUGCUUCCUGGCACAAUCACUAGCGGACUUUGAGAUGAAGAUGGAGAAGGAGGUUCUGGAGCCUCUCAACAAACUCAGUGAGGAGGACCUGCCAGAGAUCUUGAGGAACAAAAAACAGUUUGCCAAACUCACCACCGAUUGGAAUACUGCUCGCUCGAGGUCGCAGACCAGCACAGGACCCCAGGCUAAGCAGGAUGGGCUGAGGGAGGAAAUGGAGGACGCUUGGAGGAAGCUGGAGAGCAUCAAGGACGCAUACUCUGCAGAUCUCUACCUCUUUGCAACCAGAGAAGAUGAAUACGCCAACUACUUUACUCGGUUACUAGAGCUCCAGGCUGAGUACCAUGAGACAUCACUGGAGUUCCUGAAAAACAAAAUCACUGCAGUCAAGGAAAGCCCCAGCCAACCAGACACGCCGUUGGGACCGUCCCACAGAAAGGCUUAUGGGGUGCCUCUCCUCACUCAUCUGGAGAACUGUGAGUGUCACAUAGCAACACCCAUCCAGGAGUGUGUGGAGAUGCUCCUGCAGAAUGCUCUGAAAGAGGAGGGUCUGUUCCGGUUGGCAGCUGCAGCGUCUGUGGUGAAGAAGCUGAAGGGCAGUAUGGAUGCAGGGAUGGUGGACCACAGCGAGUUCAGUGUGGACCCUCAUGCUGUAGCAGGUGCUUUGAAGUGUUAUCUCCGAGAGCUUCCUGAACCCCUCAUGACCUUUGAACUGUAUCAGGAGUGGUUUGAUGCUGCAGAGGAGAAGGAGCUACCUGACAAGCUAGAAAAGUUCAAGAAUGUACUGAAACAACUGCCGGAAGCAAACUACAACAACCUUCGAUACCUUGUACAAUUCUUACACUGUUUGUCCGAGUACCAGACACUGAACAAAAUGACCCCCAGCAACAUCGCCAUAGUUCUGGGGCCUAACUUACUCUGGCCAAAAGUCGAGGGGGAACACUCUCUGCUGGACAUGGCCUCUGCCUCUUCAGUCCAAGUUGUCAUGGUGAUAGAACCACUUAUCCAGAAUUCCAAGAGUCUUUUCCCUGAAGAACCUGAGUUUGAGGUACCUGGUCCUCCUCCUAGUCCACCUUCAACUGCCUCAGAGGAAGCACUCCCCUCCUCUGCCCCCGCAUCUCCACGCCUCAAAGCUGACAGUUUCGGCAAAGCCAGUGGACUUCAACCCUUGAAGAAGCGUGACUCUGUGAACCAGGGCACAAUAUCAUGGCAGACACCAUCCUCAGACCCCGCGCCAACUGUGACCCCUGCAUUGGAUAUGGCGGCGUCCAGUUCAGUUGGCCAGACCGCUCAGCCGGCUCCCCAUCCCACUCCCCAUCCCACUCCCGCCCCUCGGUCCAUCCUCCUCCAGAGCCUGGAGAGGGACCCAAGCCCCCCAGACACUGUCGGCGAGUUGCCGCCGAACUCACCGGAACCCACACUGAAGAUCGCUGGUCCUUUUAAACCAGCACGACGUUCCUUCCUGCAACACAAGCCCCACAACUCCAACAACCAACCAGUGGUGGCGCUCAAACCCAGGGCUCCUGCUUCACCCAACAUCCCUCACGUCAUUCGGGCACCACCACCCAUCCUCUCCACCGCCCCUGUUGUCUCCUCCGUUCCUGUAUACACACAAUUGCCCUCUGUUCCGGCUCCUGCCCCCGCUCCUGCUCCUACCCCCACCCCCACUCCUGCCCCUGCUCCUACCCCCACUCCUGCCCCUGCCCCUGUUAACAGUCCUCCAUCCCCACCCCACAAGCCGGCCAAGCCUCCCCCCGCUGUCCAGAAGAAGAUGAGUGGCGGGAAGAAGGGGACGGUCCGAGCGCCCAACUUUCCGCCUCCGCAACCUCCGCCCGCUGUGCCCAAGCAGCUGCAAUCCACAGCUCAGUGAGGUGAGGACUGUGCCCCCGCCCCCCCUGCCCCGAGAGCAUCCACCCGAUGAGUUCUGUCCGCAUCCCCCAUAGCUCACACGCAUGUGUAUGGUAUACUGACCAGACAAGAGCAGGCCUAUUCACGGUCAGUAUUUUCUUCAACUUAGGAUACUAAAAUCUUCAGACCAGUAGACCCAGUUGUUUUCAUUUACCUUUACUCUUGUGUCUUGUGUGUCAUAGAGUUGUUCAUUUUUAUGUUUGUUUCAUAAUAGGACCAACAUGGAGAGUGUUGGUGUAGAGUAACAUACUUAUGACGUAGU